UUACAGACACCACAAGGCUUUUGAGAUUGCAACGAGCUUGUGAAUGAAGUGUAUCCAAAGCCAGGGCUGCAGAAUCUUUUAUUCUGUUUCGUUGCCAUCUUUGCUUUCUUACAGUAAUACUGUCAAGAGAAUUGUAAUCUCUUGUAAUUUAAUUUGCCUUUUUUUUAAACAAGAGAAAGUUAUUUAGAGAGAUGGACACUCCUGUUCAUUCUGCAAGAGCCGCAUGUUGGAUAUGUGUGUUUGGGUCAUGUUUUCGUUGAUCCAAGUAGUUGAUUUUUCCUCGGAGACCCGUGGCAGUUGGAUCCAAGUAGUCCAGGGACAACUGUUUCUAGAAGACUACCCGAGGGAGCCCACAUUCCUUGCUUUAAUUCAUCCUGUGCACACGCCUGCUGUGGGCCUUUCAAGUGAGGAGUUACACGGUUAAGAAGAGGACACUUGUCUUUCAUGCCUAUAUAAAAGAAUUCAGAUGGGAUUAGAGUCAAGAUGGAGUUCCAGCACCAGUUUAGCUAUCUUCACUAACAGGAUGCCUAGUUGUUGCUUAGUCUGCUGGGCCAUGUUAACCAUGGCAGCAGUCGUUCUAGCACGGCCACAGUUUAAACCUGCUGAUGAUGCAUCAGAAAUGGAAGAGCCUCCAUCAAUCUACCAAAUCUCUCAGCCUGAAGUGCACACAGCGCAUCCAGGAGAUUUGCUUCAAAUGCAAUGUCCUUUGAAAGAGGAUGUACAGAACAUCAUUUGGACUAAAGUUGGGGAGCAAUUAGGGCACAACAAUAAGACUUACAUUAUCAGAGAGUACUUGCAGAUUAGUGAUGCCACACAUGAGGAUUCGGGCCUCUAUGCUUGUACCACAAUUAGACCAGUAGGCAGUGGUACAGUAUACUUCAUUGUUAACAUUACAGAUGCCAUUUCCUCAGGGGACGAUGAAGAGGAUAGUGAUGGGUCAGAAGAGACAACCAAUGAUGGUAACAAGAUAAGUCCCCCAUACUGGACUCAGCCUAAUAAGAUGGAAAAGAGAUUGCAUGCUGUGCCAGCAGCCAACACCGUAAAGUUUCGCUGCCCAGCAGCAGGAAACCCAAAACCAACUAUGCGAUGGUUAAAAAAUGGCCGUGAGUUCAAACCUGAAUAUCGAAUGGGUUCAUAUAAGAUUCGACCUCCACACUGGAGUCUUAUUAUGGAAAGUGCUGUUCCAUCCGAUAAGGGGAAUUAUACAUGUGUGAUAGAAAAUCCCUAUGGAUCCAUAAAUCAUACAUAUCAUUUAGAUGUAGUAGAGCGGUCACCCCACAGGCCUAUUCUUCAAGCAGGAUUGCCUGCUAACAAAACAGCAUUGGUGGGAAGUGAUGUGGAAUUUGUAUGUAAAGUAUUCAGUGAUGCCCAGCCCCAUAUACAAUGGCUGAAGCAUGUUGAAAAGAAUGGCAGUCGAUAUGGUCCGGAUGGAGCUCCUUACGUCAAUGUCUUAAAGCACUCGGGGAUAAAUAGUUCCAAUGCAGAAGUGCUGAAUCUGUACAAUGUGACUGAGGCGGACAGUGGCGAAUAUAUAUGUAAGGUCUCCAAUUAUAUUGGAGCUGUCAAUCAGUCUGCUUGGCUCACUGUUGCUCAAUUCUCCCCAAAAGUUCCUGAAGACAAACCAAAAGGGUUGACCUCUCCUGACUAUCUGGAAAUAGUUAUCUAUUGCAUUGGUGUUUUUGUAAUCGCGUGCAUGGUGCUGACGGUUGUUAUUUGUCGCAUGAGGAGCACUGCCAAGAAGCCAGACUUUAAUGCCCAGCCGACGGUGCACAAGUUGACCAAAAGUAUCCCUCUGCGCAGACAGGUUUCAGCUGAUUCGAGCUCCUCCAUGAAUUCGAACACUCCCCUGGUAAGGAUCACUACACGACUCUCAUCUGCAGAUGCACCAAUGCUGGCAGGAGUUUCAGAAUAUGAACUCCCAGAAGAUCCAAAAUGGGAAUUUUCACGAGACAAGCUGACACUUGGUAAACCCCUUGGGGAAGGCUGCUUUGGACAAGUUGUAAUGGCAGAGGCUGUCGGAGUUGACAAAGAUAAACCAAAAGAAGCACUGACUGUGGCUGUAAAGAUGCUGAAAGAUGAUGCCACAGAAAAGGAUCUCUCAGAUCUUGUUUCUGAGAUGGAAAUGAUGAAAAUGAUUGGAAAGCAUAAGAACAUCAUCAAUCUGCUAGGUGCAUGCACGCAAGACGGGCCAUUGUAUGUAAUUGUUGAAUUCACAGCCAAAGGCAAUCUGCGCGAGUAUCUGCGUGCACGGCGUCCCCCUGGUAUGGAAUAUACAUUUGACAUAAACCGUGUAUCUAAUGAACAGUUAACAUUCAAAGACCUGGUAUCAUGUACUUAUCAAGUGGCAAGGGGCAUGGAAUACUUGGCUUCGCAAAAGUGUAUUCAUCGAGACUUGGCAGCCAGAAAUGUUCUUGUUACAGAAAAUAAUGUCAUGAAAAUAGCAGAUUUUGGGCUGGCUAGAGAUGUCCACAAUAUUGACUACUACAAAAAGACAACAAAUGGUCGACUGCCAGUUAAAUGGAUGGCUCCUGAAGCUCUCUUUGACAGGGUUUACACACACCAGAGUGAUGUAUGGUCAUUUGGAGUAUUGAUGUGGGAAAUUUUUACCUUGGGAGGAUCUCCAUAUCCAGGCAUUCCUGUCGAAGAACUUUUCAAGCUUCUGAAGGAAGGCCACAGGAUGGACAAACCAGCUAACUGUACCAAUGACCUGUACAUGAUGAUGCGUGAUUGCUGGCAUGCAAUUCCUUCACAGCGACCAACUUUUAAACAAUUGGUUGAAGAUUUGGACCGAAUUCUCAGUUUAACAUCCAAUGCGGAAUAUUUGGACCUUUCUGCACCACUAGAACAGUAUUCACCCAGUUAUCCUGGUACUAGGAGUUCCUGCUCAUCAGGAGAUGACUCUGUAUUCUCUGACCCUAUGCCCAAUGAUCCAUGUCUUUCAAAGUAUCAACCGCACAUGAAUGGUACCAUUAAAACAUGAACGAAAGAGCCAAUUCUUACAAAACUGAAUUUAAACAUUGUCUUCCCUGUUUUACAUAUCUUCAAGAAACUUGGGCACCGGAAUAGAAUGUUGGUUGGACAUGGUUAUAAUGAAAGUAAGGAUUGCAGUAGGCUGUUCAUGAAGAAAUGUUCAGCUGUAUAUAUUUUGUUGCAAAGAAGACAGAAUAAGUAUUAUGAGCAAAAUUUUGUUUUUGGUGACCUAGCCAAUUUAUGUUCCAUCAAAAGCUGACUGGUUGGACUUUGGGCAAGACUUGAAGUAGGAAGUUCUGCCUAGAUUGUUAAUUUUGUAAUAUUGGAAAAGUUAUCCAGCAUGAAACUUAAGAGUGCUGGCUAUAUUUGUAAAUAUACCCAAAUAUGUAUAAAUAUAUUUUAUAUAUAUAUUAUUAUAUAUAUAUAUUUACAGUGAACUAUUUUUUGUAUGGAUAAAAAGGUGAUUCUAUUUGCAACCAGAAAAUGAAAGCAACUUUUGUUAAAUAACUAAAUGCGCUUGAAAACUGUUUCCGCAGCAAUUCCUAGCACUUCAGUUAUGCAACAUUUUCAAGACACUAAGUUUCUUUUUCAGGGAAUAAUUUAUUAACUGGUGUUUAGUAACAAUUAAAACAAUUAAUCUUUGAAUUUCUUGUAUUAUGUCUGGCUUUUGCAAGAUGGGAAAUGGACUGAAAAUUAAAAUGUGUUGGAAUGGGUAUUAUAAAAGUCCUGUCUAAGUAUGGGUGUUUGUCCAGAAAAAAAAACUAUGAUAUAAAGCAGCAAAUAGAUUUUCACUUAAGGUUUUGCACAGAGAGAAUGUCAUAUUGAUGCUCUUGAAUCUGGCCAUCUGCUACAAUUCAAUGUUUGCUGAUGGGCAAAAUGUAGUGAUCCAUCAAGAAAAUUAUUGCGAUGGCAUGAUUUGGGUCACAAUGGCUUGAUUUUCCUCAGCCUUGAUA
Molecule: messenger RNA, 3923 nt
Organism: Pristis pectinata (smalltooth sawfish)
Lineage: Eukaryota; Metazoa; Chordata; Chondrichthyes; Rhinopristiformes; Pristidae
Product: fibroblast growth factor receptor 2-like
Exons: 18
Coding region: 467-2980 (837 amino acids)
Biological process (GO): multicellular organism development; positive regulation of cell population proliferation; fibroblast growth factor receptor signaling pathway
Cellular component (GO): membrane; signaling receptor complex
Molecular function (GO): fibroblast growth factor binding; ATP binding; fibroblast growth factor receptor activity
Source: RefSeq, a predicted model, not a curated record